Messenger RNA from Protopolystoma xenopodis, 369 nucleotides. Lineage: Eukaryota; Metazoa; Platyhelminthes; Monogenea; Polystomatidea; Polystomatidae. The record is from the annotation of a GenBank genome assembly.
UUUUUUCAUUUUCAUUUUAAACGCUUCUCUCUUUUCCCCUCAAAUAUCUCUUCCGUUGGUCAGUGCGACUCGCCCGUUGCUUAUCUCAUAGAUCGCGCAUUUCCAUAUCCGGUGGCCGCAGAGAAGGCGGAGGCCAAGUUCGAUGUCAAAUUGUACCGCCUCACUCUUGAUGUACCCUUAAAGCCUGCUGCUCAUUCAUCACAUAGUGAUACCGUUCCUGAAAACACUGCUCCAUUAUCGGAAAUGCCAUCAUCCUCACUUAGCAAUAGUCAAGAUUUUCUACCCGACGGCGAGAAAUAUCAAUCGUCUGUUAGUUUAUUUUUCUGUCUUGACCCAUUUUUUUCCACCGCUCUUCUCACAUUUUUGUAG